Molecule: messenger RNA, 1862 nt
Organism: Parasteatoda tepidariorum (common house spider)
Lineage: Eukaryota; Metazoa; Arthropoda; Arachnida; Araneae; Theridiidae
Gene: U4-U6-60K
Product: U4-U6 small nuclear riboprotein factor 60K
Biological process (GO): mRNA splicing, via spliceosome
Cellular component (GO): U4/U6 x U5 tri-snRNP complex
Molecular function (GO): U4 snRNA binding; U6 snRNA binding; protein binding
Source: RefSeq, a predicted model, not a curated record
GUUCACAAAAUAGAAUACUGCGUUUACAGUUCAAUCAGUUUCGUCGAUAGUUGACUUUUUUUCUUCUUAUUUUCAGGACAAUAAAAUACAGAACGAGAAUAACGGAUUCAAAGAUUUAAAAGAUCUGAAACACUAACAAUCUGUUUUGUUGUUUAUUUACAAUUAUAUGUAAACCGGUAUUUGUAUACUGCACUUUUAUUGAUCAUUUCAAAUUUUCAACGAGUUCAAUCAUGUCUGAUGACGAGGAGCUUUCCUAUGUUAAGAGAACAAAAAUUAUCCAUUUUGGAAGUUUAGAGGAACAAGAGCGUCAAAAAUUAGAGAAAGAACAGCAGAAAGAGGAUGAGAGUGAUGAUAGCAAAGAUGAAAGUGAUGAAGAUGAUAUGGGAUCACCUAAAGAAGCCACUUCAUCUGGAAAUAUUAAUGUGGGAGAUGAAUACAUGGAGCUGGAGGAAGAAAUGAACAAAGAGAAACAACUUUUAUUGGAAGAAUUUGAGAGAAGAAAAAAAGCUCGUCAAAUAAAUGUAUCCACUGAUGAUUUUGAAGUUAAAGCAAAUCUACGACAGAUUGGAGAACCAUUAUGUUUAUUUGGUGAAGGGCCUGCCGAGCGUCGAGAAAGAUUGAGACAAAUUUUGGCUAAGCUAGGUGAAGAUGCUCUUAAAAAGCAACAAGAAGAAGAAAAGAAAGAAGAAAUUAAGGAAAAACUAACUGAAAAAACUUGGUAUCAUGAAGGCACCCAAAAUUUGCUAAAAGCUAGACAGUGGAUUGCUGCCUAUUCCAUUCCAAGAGCUAAAGAAAGACUUGCAGUUGCAAGAACAGAUCAACAAGAACCAGAUUCACUAAAGAAUGCUAAGAAACAGGAACAGUACAAGAAAUUGAGGUCUUUAAACAUAAACUGCAGUCAAAUUGGUGACAAAAGACCUCUCUCCUUUUGCCAAUUCAGUCCUGAUUCUAAAAUGUUAGCCACUGCAUCAUGGAGUGGUCUCUGUAAACUAUGGUCAGUUCCAGAUUGUGAAUUAAUUAGGACUCUUAGAGGUCACAAUUGUAAUGUUGGUGCCAUAGUGUUUCAUCCUGAAGCAACUUUGACCCAAUCAGAUACAAGUGUCAACAUGGCUUCAUGCUCUACAGAUGGCACAGUUAAACUUUGGGAUCUAAAAAGUGAUGAACCCAUAGCUGAUUUAGAAGGCCAUGCUCCUCACCGGGUAUCUAGAAUUAUAUUCCACCCUUCUGGUCGAUUUCUAGUCACUUGUGUAUUUGAUAAUUCUUGGAGGUUGUGGGAUUUGGAAGUAAAAGAAGAAAUACUUCACCAAGAGGGUCACAGCAAACCAGUAUAUGAUGCGAGUUUUCAAUGUGAUGGUUCUCUAUUAGCUACAGGGGGAAUGGAUGCGUUUGGUCGCAUUUGGGACUUGAGAACUGGGAGGUGUAUCAUGUUUUUAGCUGGUCAUCAAAAUUCUGUGCUGUCUGUUUGCUUUUCACCAAAUGGGUAUCAGGUGGCAACAGGCAGUGCUGACAAUACUACAAAGAUAUGGGAUUUGCGGAGACAGAAAUGUGAAUAUACUAUUUCUGUUCACACCAACCUAGUCUCAAGAGUGCUCUUUGAAAAAACUCAUGGAGAUUAUUUAAUAUCAACGUCAUAUGAUAAUUCAUUAAAGGUUUGGUCACAUCCUGGAUGGACACCGAUUCAGACAUUGUGUGGUCACAGUGGCAAAGUCAUGGGUGCCGACAUAUCAAACGAUGACCGUUUUAUAGCCACCGCUUCAUUUGACAGAACUUUUAAGCUUUGGUCACCAGAAAGCUAACUUUUUAUAUAUAUUUUUGUAAAAUAUAUGAAGUACCAUGUAAAUAAAUUUUAUUUCUAAUAAAAA